Messenger RNA from Gymnodraco acuticeps, 4378 nucleotides. Its product is annotated as G-protein coupled receptor 22. Gene Ontology annotation, biological process: G protein-coupled receptor signaling pathway. The transcript is spliced from 2 exons. Gene Ontology annotation, cellular component: membrane. The record is from RefSeq and is a predicted model, not a curated record. NCBI's taxonomy places the organism in Eukaryota, Metazoa, Chordata, Actinopteri, Perciformes, Bathydraconidae. Gene Ontology annotation, molecular function: peptide binding; G protein-coupled receptor activity. The coding region runs from base 604 to 2322 and encodes 572 amino acids.
UUCUCCUCCUUCCUCCUAUAAAAACCCCUUUCCAUCCUCCCUCCCUCCCUCCCCCUGCGCUUGCAGAUCACCGUAUUGGUCGAUGGGAUGGAGCGACUGCGCUCCAGCGAGCGGUUAGCGCAUUAUCAUGCGUUUGGCCGGUCCGUGUGUGGGAUGCUGUGCAAGUCUGCUGCAUAAAAGUGGACAGGUGGAGCGCCUUGUUGAGUGGGGAAUUUUAAGAAAACGCCCAAACAUUGUGAGAUUACCUGAUGUGUUAUGAGCCAUCACUACUGAGCUCUGCAUCUGCAGACGUGCAAGGUUCUCCCCCCUCCCGCUGUAAUAUUUAUGUCAAAACGGAGGCAAAUUAUUCUGGUCACGUUUUUGGCUGACAGCCGGCUGUCCUGAAGAUCUCUAGAGUGAAUCGGGGUCCAGUGUUGGAGAUAGCGCAGCGCACCGACACCUGCAGUAGGAUGUAAAGGGAAUUCCCACUCAGCAAACUGAAUCAACCACAGAUCUGGCCAUCAUCCUCAUCACUGUCUCGUUUGAGCCAGAAGAAAAAGAAAGACGAGCAUGGUCUGGUGUGGGGGCCGGUGUUGCUAUGCUUGAGGGAGUGCUGUGGCGUCAAUGGAGACCGAAGGCUAUCGUGACCUCCUGGAGACCAGCGAUGGUCAGGGGGUAGGCCUGCUGGAUGGAGGGGGUGAGGUGGGGGUGGAGGAGGGCUGGAGCACGCCCUACCCCCUGGGCUUCCAGGUGUCUUUGACCACUGUGCUGCUGCUGGAGCUGGUGUUGGGCUUCAGCAGUAACCUGACAGUACUUGUGCUCUACUGUGCUCAGUCCAACCUGGUGGAUUCAGUCAGCAACCUUGUCACAGUCAACCUCCACGUUCUGGACAUACUUGUAUGUCUGUUGUGUCUGCCACUGACUGUGGCUGUGAUCCUGCUACCAGCCAAUGAAAGUGGAGUCGGCAGCCUGGCCACGCUGUGCUGCUUUCACGAAGCCUGUGUCACGUUCACCAGUGUGGCCACAGCAGUCAAUGUGCUGGUGAUCAGUUUGGACCGAUACGACAUCUCAGUGCGUCCAGCCAGUCGCCUGCUGACCCCAAGGCGUGCAGCUCUGCUCCUGGCAGCCGUAUGGGCCGUUUCCCUUGCUGUCUUCUUCCUGCCCUUCCUUGAGGGGAAUUUCUUCUCUUCGUUGGUUGAGGACAGUGAGGAUGAGGAGCCAAAAGGGCAGAACAAUGUCUCUGAGUUCACCACUAGAUUGACCAACAUGUUUUCCUCAAUCUCUCCUUCCUCCAUCUCUCCUUCUUCCAUCUCACCUUCCUCCAUAUCUCCUUCCUCUUUUCCAUCAACACGUCCUUCUUCCCCUUCACACCACCUGACUCCAGAAUGGCAGAAUAGGACAUUACUGUGCGUCGGAGGGCAGGGGUAUUAUACAGGACUGGCUAUGUAUUACCACUUGUUACUCCAAGUGCCAUGCUUCUUCAUCGCUGUGGCUGUCAUGUUAUUUACCUACUCAAGGAUCCUGCGGGCCCUCAACAUUCGCAUAGGCUCCCAUAUGAUGAGGGGUAAGCGGGCAAAAGACUCCACCUGCAGAAUACGCUGCAGAAGGCGUAGAAAGAAGGACCUGAGUCUACCAACCGAGGUAGUGUCCUCCAACCAGAACAAGAACCAAACCAAUCCAAACACUCCUACACCAACAUCGCCCCCACCACUCCCCUCCAUGCUCCAGGGGAUUUCUGACAGUGGAGCAACAGUCACUACUGUCAGUACUGCUGCCACCACCCCCAUCGCCACUACACCGGCCAGUCUUGCUUCUCCACCUCCAGCUUCAGCCUCAUCCCAGCCCCAUGCCAACUCACCACUGCCUGCCUCCACCAUGGGUGUACAGGCCUCGGUUUCUGCCAUCAUCGCCUUGAGGCGGGCAGUGCGUAGACACAGGGACCGUCGAGAACGCCAACGUCGCGUCCUUAAAAUGUCCCUACUCAUCAUAUCCAGCUUCAUGGGCUGCUGGGCCCCUCUGUCCGCAGUCAACAUCCUGAUCCUGUGCAUGGGACCCAGCGACAGCCUGGUGCGGCUGCGCCUCUGCUUCUUAGCGAUGGCUUAUGGAACCACUAUUUUUCAUCCUCUGCUCUACGCUUUUACCAGGCAAAAGCUGCGCAAGGCCCUAAAAACACGUGUAAAGAAAAAGGUAGUUUCCCUUCUGCAGGUGGACCCGGCUCCCAGCGGGGGGACAGUUAUUCACAAUUCCUGGGUGGAAGGUGGAGGCCAGAGGAAGAAUCGCAAGCCACGAGGGGAGGCCAGUGAAUGUACUGACCGAUGCCUCACAGAGGCAGUGAGGGAAUAAGUGUGUGUGUGUGUGUGUGUGUGUGUGUGUGUGUGUGUGUGUGUGUGUGUGUGUGUGUGUGUGUGUGUGUGUGUGUGUGUGUGUGUGUGUGUGUGUGUGUGUGUGUCCAAUUUACUAGGGAUGGUUUGUGUGUAUAUUCAUGAGAAAUUCCAGUUAGUUUACAAAGGUCAGGAUAAAUCCCAUGACCACUGGCUCCAUGUAUAUGUGGAGACAGGUGAGCCCUAUGCUCUUAUUAGAGCCUGCUUUCUGCUCUACUUACAGAGGCCCUCAUUAGUCCAGUUUCUGACUGACAACAAGGCCCAUGUGUCUCCAUGACUACACUGGUCAAGCAUUUUGACAACUUCAUAGUCCUGGCCAGUAAAACUAGUGAGCACACUACUUGUAGGAUAAUGGUUAGACUACAGCAAAUGCAUAAAUUACUGUUUUGGCGUGCAAUUUCAACAUGCAUGUGCAUGUAAAUAUGCACAUAGUAACAGGUAUUCACACAUACUCACACUUACACUGCACACUGAUCUAUAUUCAGUCAUAAUCUGUGAAAGCACACCAAUAUCUACCUGCACAGAUACUCUCAGUGAGAUACAUAUUAAUGGGAGUCUAUAUUUCUCUUUCUUUCCCUCAUUUGUUCAUGCCUUAAUUGAGUUAUUAAUAUAUUCUUGUGGUGCUGAAUGUCUUCUGUAUGUUUACAAACAUGAAUUGGAGUGAAACUGUUUGCACAUACUGUAUAUGGUAUAGCAAAUUAAUUGCAGGUAAAUACAAGCAUUCAGAUUCAAAGUUUACAAGCUCAUAUAUAACUACCAGGAAACUGCAAAAAAAAAUCUAAUUUUGUUUCCAGUAACCACCAUGUUUCAAAAAAUGUGCGCCGUUUAAAGCUAAAAAGGCAUGACUUUAUUAUUUUGUAUUAAAUAAACUUUAGGAGCAACAGUCAUGAUUGGUGAAAGCGAGGAUGUGUGAUUUUGCCUGCAUGUAUGCAUGAGUGUUUGCGUGUGUGAUGUAUAACGAAUAAAUGAGCGUGUGUCUGUAUAUCUGUGCAAUAAUUAAUAAAAGCAAUGACCCCUAGGAUGUGAACAAAGAUAAUAUGAACACUGAACUGUUGGUUUUCUACUUAAGGUUUAGAUUACUGGGGAAAGAGAGAAGAAAGGGGACUUUAUCUUCGUGAUAUAAAACAAGAACACUUUGAGCAAUUGUAACUACAGAGGCAACUGUAAUCUUAAUCAAAUGUUAUCAGUUCAGUUUUGAAGUAAAUAUCAAAGGGCCACAUUUUUCUGAAAACUUAAUUUAAACUGUCAAUUGUAGUCACUGCAGGUAAACUAGCAUCUUUUACAAGAGAAAUCCCAUUAUGGGGCCAAAACACUUCCGACAUGGGACAUCUCCUCAUGUUAGCUGUUUGUUUCUCUGGACUCACUGCUUUUUGAACAACACUUUGAACGACUGCAGAGGCAGAAAAGCCUCUCUGGACUGAGUCCUGGACAUGUUACAUGAUAUCCGUGUCUCUCUUUCUCCUCAGGGUUUCAUGUCUCAUUUUCCAAUGGGCUGGACAUAAAAUAAGAAACCCGCCCUCUAUCAGCUGUUGUAUAAAGGGUGUUACAGAGUGUAAAGAUUUAUGUAAGUUAGUAGAUAGAGUACACUUUCAAUUUGUAUUGGCUCUUGGAGAGUGUCUUUGGGAUUUGGGCUAUCUCCUUCAUCCUCACCUCUUUUACACAAUUUGUGAGCCAGACAGAAGACAAUAAUUAUUGUGUAUUCAUGUACAUUUUUCAGGGAUGUAAAUAUUGAAGUGUCUGUUUUGGGUUUUAGUCAAAGAAAAUUGUUUUUCAUUUGGUCACAAUCAUCUGCCGGACAGAAAAUCAGCCAUUGUGAUAAAUUCUGAGUGAGUUGGAAAGCAACUGUAAAGAGAAGAUACAUGUAAUUGUAUGUGUGUUAAUACUAUAUGUGUGUACACUGUACUGUACAUUUAUGACCAUGUGUAUAAAGAAAUAUUAGUAUUGUAUAACAUUUAUAUUAUGUGUUAUUGUAUAGAACAGAACACAAUCUGUAUUAAAAGAUAAUCUCUCUAAGAAUG